CAAUGCUGAUCACCAAGUUGUACCGUCGACCAAGCGGAACCUGUAGUUUGUGUCACGUGACCCAGAUUCAGGCUAACAAGAAGCCGAGGGCAACAUCGAAGAUGGCGUCGCCACCGCUCAGCAGCUCAGGGGACAGAUGUUGGACAGAGGAGAAGGAAAGAGCGUUGAUCGCCUUCUUCUCCAAACACAGCUGUUUGUGGAACCACAAGUCUGACGGCUAUAAGAACCGACAUCUGCGAUGGGAAACUCUGGAACAUCUGAAAAACCUCCUGUCUACACAUCCUCCACCUGUGCCUGUCACAGUGGAAGACAUUAAAAACAAGUUCAAGAAUCUUCGCACCACCUUCCAGCGUCAGUACAAGAUGGUGAGGGCAAGCAAGGAGUGUAGGAGCAACAUGUUUGUCCCUCAGUGGAAACACUACCAGCAGCUGAUGUUCCUCCAGGGGUGCUCAGAACAGGACGACGAGGGUGGUGGUGCUGAUGACAUUGAUGACCAGGCACUCUCCCUACAACCACUGACCCUUCCACAGGAGGAGGAAGAGGAAGUGGUGUGUUCACAGUCUGACCAACCAGCAUCAGUAAUACUUGCCUCCAUCCUCCCCAUACCAGCCCUCUCCUUCUCCUCCUCUUCGUCCCACAUGGUCUCCUCUAAAAUGUUGGUGAAAUGUUUCUGGACUGAAGAGAGGGAACGAGCGCUGAUUUCCUUCUACAGCGACCACGACUGCCUGUGGAACAAGAACUCUGAACACCACAAAAACCGUCCUGUGCGGCUCAGGCUGCUGGAGUCUCUGAGUGUCCAGCUGUCUAACAAGUCAGUGACCUUCACAGUGGAUGACAUCAAGAGCAAGUUCAAAAACCUGCGCACAGUUUUCUACCGUGAGAAUAAGGCGGUCACGGCCAGCAGGGCGUCAGGGAAACCCUACGUGUCCAAAUGGAAACAUUACCAGCAGCUGCUCUUCCUCUAUGACUCCUGUGAUGAAGAAGACCCCACCAACUCCACCUUCACCACCAUCAUGGACAACUCACAGAUGCUGAGUCCAGAGGAUGAGGAGGAGAGUUUGGAGGAGGAACACCAAACACCUUUUUCAGUGCUGGACAACUUUUCCUGUCGCACUAAACAAACUCAAAACACGAGUGCUGCAGUCACACCUGCUGCCACCAGCAUCAGUCAGAGUGAGGCUAGGAGCAGGUCUAACAUCAGGUACCAAGUCCCCCUCCCCACCUCUACAGACAGCAUCAGCAGAGGAGGUCCAACAGCUGCUCCUACCCUUCCCUCCUCUUCUUCUGCUUCACUACAGGAAACCAACCUUUGUGUAAAGCCUUCUACAGUCAAAGUCAUUCCAUCUGCUCGGGUGGAGACCGACGGCCGACUGAGUGCAGAAUCUGUCUGCAACUGGAGCGAGGUCAAGGUUCAGCAACUCAUAUCCUUUUACUCUGAACACAGCUGUCUGUGGAACCACAGGUCUGAGAGCUACAGGAAUCGUCUGCUCAAACAGAGUCUGCUGGAGACACUGAGCAGCCUUCUGUCUGAGAACGAGCCCGUCCCAUUUACAGUGCAUGACAUCAAGGCAAAAUUCCGAAGCCUCCGAACUGUCUUCCAACGGGAACACAAGGCAGUGAGCUCCAACAAAACCUGUGGCUCCGAGGACUUCUACCUACCCAAGUGGAAGUACUUCAGUGAGCUGAUGUUCCUCUGUGACUCCUGUGACGAGGACGAUGAGUGUUCUGAGGUGGACAAUUUCAACACCUGUCAGGAGACCAGCUCUCUGCGUCUGGCUGGCCAAGCCCAGCUCUCUUCCUCCUCCUCAUCCUCCUCCUCCUCCCUAACCUACCACACCAACAUCCAGGCUCCACCUUCACCCACUCCUCCAGACUCUGAGCACUCCACCCGGUCUCCAUCUCCAUCUUCCUGCUGUCACGCUGACAGCAAAGCAUCGUCACGAAAACGACCAAGAAGCCAGCAGAGGGCGCUACCAUCCUCCUCCACCACCUUCAACAGCAGUCAGGUUCUGGACUUGAUGUUAUACCAAAGUCAAACAGUCUCACCUCACGUUGGGUUCCUCAAGUACGUGGAGGAGUGUCUGAACGAGAUGCCAACCGACAAAGUGAAGAAACUGAAGAAGAAGAUCAUCGAGACCAUCCACAGCGUCUCAGAGGAGCUCUAGUCUUCCAACUGGAAGUUCACUUUUCUUCAGUCCAAACCUGAUCACCUGUGUUCAGGACUAGGAUUAGGGAAGAAAACAUGGAAGAAAAGCACAUGAGGAGGUGAAUUUGAAAACACCCUCUCUGAAGAUAUCAGUGAAAAUGAAGAAUCUUUAUCUCCUGACAUACUUUAUCUCUAGCAUUUUACUGGCAAAGUUUUUGCCAGAACACAUAUUUUUAAAUGUUUAAAAAAAGGUUAAAAAUGUUAUCUCUUCAGUCAUAUAUAGGUUACUUCUCAAAAAAAGUUUAUUUUUCACUGCCACUGUUUUAAAAAAAAUCUUUUUAUACAACAUUUUUGUUUUAUUUAAUUUUUUUUCCUCUUCUAGGAUAUUUAUAUUAUUUUUGUAAGUAUUAUACUUUGUGCCUUAUCCUAUUCUAUUUACUAGAUUUUUCUGAAAAUGAUCAAAUGAACUAUACAUAUUUAUUAAACAUUGUUAAAUUAAAAGCACAUCCAAUAUC
Molecule: messenger RNA, 2661 nt
Organism: Cynoglossus semilaevis (tongue sole)
Lineage: Eukaryota; Metazoa; Chordata; Actinopteri; Pleuronectiformes; Cynoglossidae
Exons: 7
Coding region: 3-2165 (720 amino acids)
Source: RefSeq, a predicted model, not a curated record